AUGGCAGAUUCUUUUUUCGGGUUCGAUACUUCGUUUCCGAACCUAAAUGACGAUGAAGGUGGAGGUGGACCUUCAGAAGAUGAGUAUGAUGCACUCAAUGAUGAGACAUUUGGACAAGAUUCCGAUGAACUUGACUGGGAGGUGGAGCAUGAACAACUUGCAGAACAGCUAGAGAGCAGUCGACGUAACAAUAGCGCCAUAGAUGAGGCUAACUCGCAGCUUGAAGCAUCCAUCUCUAGGCUUGUCUUGGACGAAACAGACGCGCCGCAGCCGCGGAACUCGCUCAGCUCAAGUGUUUGGCGCCAUGACCUGUCCUUCCCAACAGUACCUGCGCCGGUGCAGCCGCUCAAAAAUGUGUGCACUGUGGAAGAGUUGGAGAGGCAGAUGCGGCAGAAUCAAAUGUCGCAGCAGCAGGGGGCUUUCCAGGCACAAAAUUACUUCCAGCCACGGUUUCCACCUGUUAUUCUGCAGAGACCGCCUGGACUGCAGGCCCCAGUAUCACUUCCAUAUGCCCCUCAACAAACGAUGGCGCAUAACAUUAAUCAAAUGAACCAACCUAUGAACAAAAUCAUUGGUCAAACCAGCCAAAUGAACCAAAUUGGCCAAGGGAAUCAACUUAUGCAGAAUCAUAUGGCGCAGAAUGUUAACCAAUUAGGUCAGGGCAUGAACCAGUUGAGCCACAACAUGAACCAGAUGAAUCAGAAUAUGAAUCACAUUGGUCAAAAUGUGAACCAACUUGGUCAGAACAAUCCAUAUAUGCAGAAUUCCCCAAUUGGUGCUCAAUUUCCAAACAAUCAGAUGGGACAAGGCAUGAUUAAUCAGAUGCAACAUAACAUGCAAAAUGUACAUCAAAUGAGUCAGGCAAAUCAAAUGAUCCAAAAUCCAAUGGGUCAGAAUUCAAUUACAGGUCAAUUUGACCAAUCAAUUGGUCAAAUGGGUCAGAAUAUGAAUCAAAUCGGUCAAAACUUGAAUCAAAUAGGUCAGAAUCUAAAUCAAAUGGGUCAUAAUAUAAACCAAAUGGGUCAGAGCAGGAACAUGAACCCUUUAGGACCAGGCUUGAAUCAAAUGGGACAGAAUGUAAACCAAAUGAUGACCAAUGGCGGACAAUUUGCGCCAGGAAUGAAUCAAUUUUCUCACAUGAUGGGGCAGCCGAGGAUGGUUGUUCCACCACCUGGAAUGGGCAUGCAGAGACCAAAUUUUAGUCCAAGUAUGAACCAAUUUAAUCCUAAUUUUCGUGGCCCAAUGCCAACCAAUAAAGGAUCCGAACAGCUGCCAACCAGUCAGCAGAACAUCACAAACCAACAGAUGAUGAAGACCCAAUCACCCAUGAACCACAAUGCAAUAAAACCUAUGGGGAACCACAUUCAGGCCAACCAUUCGCCUAGCAAAAGCAGCCAAGUUACUAAGCAACCUCAAGCUAGCCAGAGAAUGGAAGCAAAGCAAAAGCCCCGCAUCUACAACACCACAACAACUAAAAUGACAUCGCCUCAAAACCUCACCAAAUUUCUCAUGCAGGGCUCUUAUCCAGUUCAACAGUACAACAGCUUCCAUAAUGCCAGCCACCACCCUAUGUUGAAUAAUAGGGGUGCAGUGUUCACCAACAGCCAGUACACUAACCACCCUAUGCUGAACAACCAACCCAAUGGCACUUUCAAUAAUGGCAACAGAUUGAUGAUGAAUGGUGACGACAACAGUGUUGGCAGCGACGUGGACGAGUACGCGGGGCUUAUGACGCAACGCGAGAAGCAAUGGCUUAUCAAUAUACAGAUGCUGCAGCUGAAUACGGGAACCCCAUACAUACACGACUUCUAUUACACGGUAUUCCUGGAGAGGCAGGCAAAUAAAGAAAAAGAAGGAAUAAAGGAAGCUCACAAGGCAAACCAGCAAAAUCAUCCCUUCUACAGUGGUGCCGUGAAACACGAGCAGCAGCCGAGGGAACGCCACAACUCGCACCGUCACAAUUCGACGAGCGAGGACGGCACGCCGAGGACGUAUGUGCCCACGCAGUUUGAAAACUCGCUCGGGAAGCUGCAGUGUGGCAGUGUGACCGCACCAAGGAAGAUAAUUGACUUGGAGGUGGUGGCGGGCGAGCCUCCUUCUGGACGCGUUUCGAGAGCGCCCAGUGUUGCCAGCACCACCAACCCAGCAGAGGUCCCACGCGAGGUUCGAAGAACCAAGCAACUCUUGCUGGACAUUGAAGCAUUGUACUUGAUACUGCUCAGGCUGGAAGAACUUAAUGAUCCUUUGGCGAUCUCCAAUGCGCUGAUCCUCAAGGAAAGAGAAGAGAAACAGAGGCAGUUAGAGCAGGCUCAGAAGGAGUCAAUGGAUAAUGAACAGGAAGACGACCCUUCGAGCCUCUUCCUCAGGAACAUCGAGUCAGUGCAGAGAAGGCCGAAGCAGGAAAGCCCCAAGAGUGAAAGCAUAGACAAGAGACAGGUGGUGAACUUAGCGGUCAGCCAAAAGCCGGCUCCCGUCAAGAACCUUCUGGACGAAGAUAAGGAUGAUCUGCUCAACAAAAUGUUCGCCGGUUUGCUGCACAGCGAUCGGCUACCGCAAAUGCUGACAGUCAGAAAAGGGAGGGCGCUGGUGGCGAGGCGGCGCGUCGGGACGACGGCACCCUCGCCGCCCUGGGCGCCCCACUACCGCAGAUACAUUCAAAACUCGACGGGCUGGUCUGCGAUAUUGGAGUCGUGCGGCAUACUCUCCGAGACAAUUGACCCUGCAAGGACCCCCCAUUCUUUGACCACGGCCUUGACUCUGAGCUGCGUGUGCGCCAUGCUCGAGAGGGCGAUCCUGCUCGUCAGCACCCCGGAGGCGACGUCCAGCGAGCGGCAGUGGUUCAAGUUCCUCAAGAGCCUCGCGAGGGCGCUGAAGAACACCACGCUGACGGUGGCGAAGCCCGCCCAGCCGCUGCCCACCGCCAAGGUGGUCCACCAUCUGAAGCAGCUCGAGUCCAGGAGCACCAUCGAGAUCCUGCAGCGCGGGCGGACCACGGCGGAGUUCGCCGAUCUGACGAAGGGCGACGUAUCCGAGCUGCUCAUCAAGCACCUCUGU
This is a messenger RNA of Iphiclides podalirius (scarce swallowtail), 3054 nucleotides long. Lineage: Eukaryota; Metazoa; Arthropoda; Insecta; Lepidoptera; Papilionidae. The record is from the annotation of a GenBank genome assembly.